Anarrhichthys ocellatus (wolf-eel) is the source of this 1072-nucleotide messenger RNA. RefSeq names its product lysosomal associated membrane protein 3 (gene lamp3). NCBI's taxonomy places the organism in Eukaryota, Metazoa, Chordata, Actinopteri, Perciformes, Anarhichadidae. Gene Ontology annotation, cellular component: plasma membrane; lysosomal membrane; late endosome membrane. The record is from RefSeq and is a predicted model, not a curated record. Bases 40 to 828 code for a protein of 262 amino acids. Gene Ontology annotation, biological process: establishment of protein localization to organelle. The transcript has 7 exons.
UCACACUGCACUCAUCAUCUAGCAUUCGUCUACUCUGUUAUGUUCUUUUCUUUAUUGAAUAUGAUGCAAAGGGGUCAGACAGGUGGAUGGUUUCUUUUCUUCCUGACUGCUGGUAUUCCAGGUGUCCACCUCCUGACAGACAGCUCCAUCCAGCCAGCCUCUGAGUCUGAGCUGCCCUCUGAGGCCCAGAUAUACCAGCCGGUGUUGCAGCCCUCUGAGGCCGUUCCUCUGAUAGGGACCUAUGUGGUGACAAACCUUGUUGGAAAACCUUGUAUCAAAGCCACCAUGGGAGCAGAGUACAUUGUCAGUGAAAAGAAGAAGACUUGGUAUUUCAACCUGGACCCCUCCAGGGUCAGGACCAGUGGAUACUGCGGUAAAGGAGCCGCUGCUCUUUCUCUCACGCUGCCAGACGAUGCUGCCAGUCUGCAGUUCACCUUCAGAAAGGAAAAUGAUAUUUUCUAUGUCGACAAGCUGACUGCUCAUGUGUCUCCUUUGCCUGUCUGCCAAGGAUGUGCCAACAAGACGUACUCGGGUUCGUUGGCUCAGGAAAAGCUGUUCGCAGCAGGUAAUGGACAGAGCUUCAAGUGCCAAUCUGAGCAACUGCUUUGGACGUCGCCGGAGCUGAGGAUCAAGCUGGUUCCUCUGCAGAUGCAGGCCUUCACUCUGCCCAACGGACAGUAUGGAAUAGAGGUGGAGUGUCGGCACGACUUUAACAAACGAGUUAUCCCCAUCAUCAUCGGGGCCGUAGUGGUGGGUCUCAUUCUGAUCGCUGUGCUGACCUCCCUGUUCAUCAAAGACCGCCACAGACAAGGAUACACCAGGCUCUGAGCUCAAUGUGAAACUGGAUGGAGAUUUACUCAAUCUGAUAAAUAUUUUAUAGUUACUGUCACAAAAAGUUCUUAAAAUUGCUCUCCUUAACUCAAAAGUUACUUUUUGCUCCUGGGAUUCUCCACAUAAUAAAAAAAGAGUUCUAAUAAUCUCACAAUCUUCAAUUCUGCUUUCAAUGAAACUUUUUUGUUCACUGCUGUUUGUUGUGUGAUACUCUGAUUUGUUGCAUAUUCAACAUCUAUUU